AUGUGUUGCCUACAGGUCAAACCAGCACCUGCUCCACUGAUCAUGGUCAGCGAGACCUUAAACUACUGGGAUCCUGAUUUUGAGGACGAUGUCAUCAACAUUAACGUCGGGGGUCUGAGAAGAAGGCUCAGCUCUAGCGCUCUCUCCAAGUUUCCUGACACCCGCCUGGGGCGCUUGCUGUCCUGCGACUCAGAAGAGUCCAUCCUGCAGCUCUGCGAUGACUAUGACGUGAGUGCCAGGGAGUUUUACUUUGAUAGGAACCCAGGUUUCUUCCUGUAUGUGCUUCACUUUUACCAGACUGGGAAGCUGCAUGUCAUGGAGGAGCUUUGCGUCUUCUCUUUCUGCCAAGAAAUAGAGUACUGGGGCAUCAAUGAGUUCUUCCUGGACUCAUGCUGCAGCUACCGCUACCACGAGCGCAAGCUAGAGAGCCGGCACCACAACUGGGAUGAGGAGAGUGAGGUCAGCAGUGUGGACACCUCCCCAGAUGAGAUAUCGGAUAUCAAUCUUGACUUGCUCCGCUACAGCACGUUGCGCUGUGGCAACUUGCGGAAGCGCCUUUGGCUUACCAUGGAGAACCCGGGCUACUCCAUUCCCAGCAAACUCUUCAGCUUUGUGUCCAUCAGCGUGGUGCUUGUCUCCAUAGCUACCAUGUGCAUCCACAGCAUGCCAGAGUACCAGGUGGUGGAUGAGAAUGGUACUGUGCUGGAUGCCCCCAUCCUGCACAACCUGGAGUAUUUCUGCAUCUCCUGGUUCACCUUUGAAGUGUCUUCUCGCCUGCUGCUGUCUCCCAACCCACGAAAAUUCUUCAAGCACCCUCUGAACCUGAUUGACAUUGUCUCUGUCCUGCCUUUCUACUUUACCCUUCUGGUGGACGUGACUCUGGGCAGUGACUCAGAGCUGGGGAACCUGGGCAAGGUGGUGCAGGUGUUCCGUCUCAUGAGGAUAUUCCGGGUUCUCAAGCUGGCACGGCAUUCAACUGGGCUGAGAUCGCUAGGGGCCACCUUGAAGCACAGCUACAGGGAGGUGGGCAUUCUGCUGCUCUACCUGGCUGUGGGAGUCUCUGUGUUCUCUGGAGUGGCCUACACAGCUGAGAAAGAGGAGGAUGUUGGUUUCGACACCAUCCCAGCCUGCUGGUGGUGGGGUACAGUCAGCAUGACCACUGUGGGCUACGGAGACGUGGUGCCAGUGACCAUAGCUGGCAAACUGGCAGCUUCAGGCUGUAUCCUGGGCGGGAUCCUGGUGGUGGCAUUGCCCAUCACAAUCAUUUUCAACAAAUUCUCCCACUUCUACCGCAAGCAGAAAGCCUUGGAGGCUGCCGUAAGGAACAGCGACAAGAAGGAGCUAGAGGACACUGAAGAUUUUUCCAGCCAGAACCAAGACUCGGAGGCUCUGAGUGAAAUCUUCCAGGAGGGAAGCAAGCCAGACCGCCAGCGCCUGACCAAAGAUACCCUUCCUGCUCACUGA
Molecule: messenger RNA, 1464 nt
Organism: Alligator sinensis (Chinese alligator)
Lineage: Eukaryota; Metazoa; Chordata; Crocodylia; Alligatoridae
Gene: KCNS1
Product: potassium voltage-gated channel modifier subfamily S member 1
Exons: 2
Coding region: 1-1464 (487 amino acids)
Biological process (GO): regulation of delayed rectifier potassium channel activity; protein homooligomerization; potassium ion transmembrane transport
Cellular component (GO): membrane; voltage-gated potassium channel complex
Molecular function (GO): protein binding; delayed rectifier potassium channel activity
Source: RefSeq, a predicted model, not a curated record